Aspergillus aculeatus ATCC 16872 is the source of this 615-nucleotide messenger RNA. RefSeq lists its product as uncharacterized. The record is from RefSeq and is a predicted model, not a curated record. The transcript has 3 exons. Bases 1 to 615 code for a protein of 204 amino acids. NCBI's taxonomy places the organism in Eukaryota, Fungi, Ascomycota, Eurotiomycetes, Eurotiales, Aspergillaceae.
AUGGCUGUGGGCCCUCGAGCCUCCAAGGAAGAGUUUAUGCAAGCCCUAGGCUUGAACUCGCAUGAUCCGCAGCAUGAGCAGUAUUAUCGUGCAAUGAGGGACGAAGCAAUCCUAACCUACAACCACCUCAACGAAGACCGCUCCAACCUCCUGGACAGCGUCGCCGCCGACCCCUCCACCAAACCCCCGUACUUCUGGCACCACAUCCGCCCCGAGCGACAACGGUGGGGGAUCCUCGAGAUCGCCCGGAACGCGGGUCCAUUGACCCGCCCGCUGUUCGCUCGCGGGGCGGUCGUCACCUCCGCCGCCUCUCCGACCAAUACCACCACCGGGGGUGCGGCUGCCACAGGCCCAGGAGGAGGAGCAGCGGGAGCAGCAGGAGGAGACACAACCGGCGGCGGCGACGGCGGCGGCGAGUACGGACCCAACUGGGUGGCGGGGUGGUUGCUGUACAGCGUGUUUCGGUCCCGGGAUGUGCGGAAUAAUCGCAAUCGCAGGCGCGGAGAGGAAAGGGGUCGCUCAAAGUCGCCACAGAGACAACCACAACCGCAGAGUCAGACGAACAGCGGUGUCUCGGGCAAGAAGGAAUAUUAUGAUCCGGUGCGGAACGGGUGA